Messenger RNA from Delphinapterus leucas (beluga whale), 850 nucleotides. RefSeq names its product centromere protein X (gene CENPX). The record is from RefSeq and is a predicted model, not a curated record. NCBI's taxonomy places the organism in Eukaryota, Metazoa, Chordata, Mammalia, Artiodactyla, Monodontidae. Gene Ontology annotation, biological process: resolution of meiotic recombination intermediates; kinetochore assembly; replication fork processing. Gene Ontology annotation, cellular component: Fanconi anaemia nuclear complex; FANCM-MHF complex.
CAUUCCCAGAAUCUGGCAAUGACCCUCGUCCUGCACACCUUUCGUCCUCCGUGGAUGGGAUUCCGCGGCCGGGUAGCGGAAGGUUGGGUAGGCAGCCUGGUCUGCGGCAAGAGGGAGAGGGUCUGCAGAAAUCGGGCAGGGGAGCUGGUGAGCAAGCUGCUGCACUUGCAUUUUAAAGACGACAAGACCAAAGUCAGCGGGGACGCGCUGCAGCUCAUGGCCGAGCUGCUCAAGAUCUUCGUUGUGGAAGCGGCCAUCCGCAGCGUCCGGCAGGCCCAGGCAGAGGACCUGGCCCAAGUGGACGUGGAACAGCUGGAGAAGGUGCUGCCUCAGCUGCUUCUGGACUUCUAGGGGUUUCCACCCUCACUGUGGCCACCGCUCCACGUCACGGCCUCUGGCUUCAGACAGGACAGGAGCUGCUGAUCCCCCAAGGUUCUCCUCCAGCUCCCAGGAUUGGCUGGGUGCCAGCAAAGCACCACUCUCUUCCCCCUGUCGUCCCCUCUGCCUGCUGAUGGCCGGGAUGCAGCACAUAGAAGGGUCACUGACAGGAUGAGGGUCCUGGCACCUGGGUUGGUGCCCUCCCCUCACGCCCCCCGCCCUCAGGACAGCCGAGCACCCACCGAUGUGGGAGAAGCACUCGGUCACCGGGAAGCAGGUGCGGGAGACCCGCCUGCCUGAGCAGGUAGCCUGUGUGUCCUCCACAAACAAGCAGAACAGUGUGGUUCUGCCACCGACAUCAAAGCUUGUGUGUCACCUUCUAGCCAUCUGAUAUUCCCCUCAAAAGAUGCUUGCCUGAGCUGUAUAUUUGUUCUCACAAAGCAAUGUCAGUAAAUCAGAGCCACCUCCCCAG